AUGCCUUUGUGCCAUCAUUUGCAUCAUAUAGCCUCCAUAGUUAUUUUCAUUGUAAAUUGCUUAACAAUGUUACAUGUUGUCUACAUUAUCUGACUGUUGUUGAGGAGAUUGGCCUUGCAUUGUUCUUUUAAAUUCAUUUCAGUCAUCAUCUAAUGGAAUGCCACCACUGCCUCCAAGAUCUAUGCCUCCACCACCUCCACCAAAAUUUAAUUCAACAACCGCUGGGAACUUGCAUGAGAAGAGAAGUGUUGCAGAUAAAGUUAAACCUGAUAACGUCUCUGUCUUGUACGUUUUAGUUGUUUCGGAUACUAUGGUGAAGUUAAUGGAAUAUGGAGACGAUGACGAUGAAUUUGAGGAAAUCUGUGAUGAAACCUUUAAUAGAAACUCCAAUAUUGUUACAGUUCAGAAACCAUUGUGGGCAUUGUGACAUGGGAUUCUAGACUGUUGGCAGUAGGCAGAACUUUUUCUUAUGUAUACUUGGGAUUUGCGGAGGUAGUGAAAAACAGUAGUUUCUUGGAUUCUUUUGGUCUUUGGGAGAUUGAGACCUGAAGCUGCAUAGGCAUCAGCUUAGCUUGUGCAACAAGGGGAAGCAGCAAUAACUUCAGAAAACAAGGUUGCUGAAUCUGUGGUGAGUUUUGGCUGUCAGCUGUGGGUGUUUUUGAUGAGCAAUGUAGAGAAUCAUUGUUGUGUUCUGGUCCCGUUGAUAAGAGGGAUGUAAACUAGUUCAUGUGGUUGCACCGUGCUAGAAUGCUGCUGCAAGCUGCAGAAGCUGUCACCAAGAUAUGGAGGCUAAACUUUGUACCUUAAUUCUUUUAAUGAAAUGAAUGGAUGCUG
Molecule: messenger RNA, 834 nt
Organism: Rubroshorea leprosula
Lineage: Eukaryota; Viridiplantae; Streptophyta; Magnoliopsida; Malvales; Dipterocarpaceae
Source: the annotation of a GenBank genome assembly